AUGUUAUCAUCUGGUACUGAAUUGAAACGUUUACAUAGGUUUUUAGCCAUGACUUCAAUAUUUUCUAUUGAUUUUGAAGAAUGUCUCAAAGAUAGUCCCUAUUUUCGUUCUCAAUUGCGUCGUGCGACUAGUCAUAUUGAAACACUCGAAGAACGUUUUGAACAAAUGUCUAGGACUUGUAAUACUGUCAUUACAACGGGCAAAUCUUUUGUACAAGAAUUUCAAAAAUUUCUCAAAUGUAUAUAUGAUGUACGUGAAUUAUUUUCAUCCGAUGAAAUUGCAUACAAAAGUUUAGCAAAAUUUGGAGAAUAUUUACGUGAAAUACAAUCAUUAUUUUCUGGUUUAAUAGAACAAACCACUCAUAGUGUAUUACGCACUUUAACACGCAUGAUAAAAGAAGAUAUUAGAAAGGUGAAAGAUCAAGGAAAAAUGUUUGAACGUCUCAGCAAUGAUUAUGACAUAGCAUUGCAAAAGAAUGCCGAUGCAUCUAAAAUGAAAACAUCGUUAUGUGAUGAUACAAGUAAAAUAUUAAUAGCUACAAGAAGUUGUUUUGGACAUACAUCUAUUGAUUAUACUUAUCAUAUAAACAUAUUAUUUGAUCAACAUAAAGUGGAAUUAAUUGAAUUAUUAUUAUCCUAUAUAAAUAUACAUAAAGCAUUUUUCCAUCAGGGACAUGAACUUUUCUUAGACUCUGAAAAAGAUUUUACUGCUAUAUCACAACAGCUUUCAAAAAUGCGUCAAGAAAAUGUUGUAAAACAGAAGAUACUUGAGAAGAAACACGAUAGUAAUCAACGAAAAUGUAAUUUGGAUGAUACAGAUAAUAUUGUUAAUAGCGGUGCUCUACUAUCAGUGGGAAGUGAAAUACCAAGAAAUUUGUCUCAUCAAAGUUUAAACAAUUUACCGUCAACAGCGAAUGUAACAGUAUCUGGAGGUGAUAGCGGAAAAGAAGGAUACUUAUUUAAACGUUCACAUAACAAAUUUAAAACAUGGAGCAGACGAUGGUUUUUAAUAAAAAAUGGACAAUUAUUAUACAUGAGACGUAGUGCAUCGAAAGAUACUGAAAAUGAACAGUCUAUUAUGGUACCAGAUCUUCGAAUUUGUACCGUAAGACUAGUGACAGAUAACGAUAGACGAUUCGUAUUUGAAAUACUUUCGCCUAAUGGCUCACAUUUAUUACAAGCAGAUUCCCAAACUGAGUGUGAUCAAUGGAUCAAUUCACUUCAAUUGGCAAUAACAGAUUCAUUCAAAUCAUUACCGCUAAAUGGAAAUGAUACAUUAACAACAACUCUCAAGACAUCAUAUGAAGACAAUUCAAGUGCAAUUUUACAAGCAAAAAUGGAAUUGAAGCAAAAAAUGAUAAAAGAGAAAAUUGAAUAUGUACGUAAAAUGCCUGGGAAUGACGUAUGCUGUGAUUGUGAUGCAGAAAAUCCAGAAUGGGCUAGUAUCAAUAUUGGAAUUAUUCUUUGUUUACAAUGUUGUGGAGCACACAGAGGAUUAGGUGUUAGUUUAUCUAAAGUACGUUCACUUCAUAUGGACUCAUGGGACUUGGAAACGUUAUUAGUCAUGUCAGAAUUGGGCAAUACCAUUGUGAACAGUAUUUAUGAAGCAAAUAUGAAUGGUGUAAUAAAAAUCACUUGUAUCUCUCUCUGUUCAAGUGCCAUUCGACGUUCAUUUAUUGAAUCAAAAUAUGUUCAAAAAACUUAUUUAAGACCAUUACCAAGUUACAAUCAAAUACAACAGCAAACACGUUUACAAACUUAUUCGUCAUUAAAUAAUAAUUCAUCUGCAAUCAAACGAUGGUGUAAUCCAUAUUCGUCACACGUUGAAACAGAAAAUGUUCAUCCGAUCACUAAUCAUUCAUCAUGUUGGGACCCAAAUAUUUAUUUAUACGAAGGGGCCAAACAGCGAAAUGUGACAAUUAUGUUACAUGCUUUAGCUCUUGGAGCUGAUAAAAAUUACAUUCAUCCAUUUGAUAAUAAUCGUACACCACUUAUACAAGCAAUCGAGAGUAGAUCUGUGCCAGCUGCCGAAUUUCUUCUUGUGAAUAAUGCUAAAGUAAAUUUAGCCGAUAGAGAUGGCAAAACACCGCUUCAUUUUGCGACAAUGUUGGCCAAUAUAGGACGAGGACCGAUCAUUUUGCUGCUAAAAAGAGGAGCUGAUCCGUUGUUGAAAGAUAACAGUGGCAUCGAUUCCUGCGCUGCAUCGAUGGAGAUUGGAGAUCCUGAUGUGAUAACAUGGUACCGUUUAAUAUCUUUGCACAAACAAGAGCUUGAAGAAGAUCCAGAUGCUGAAAAAAGUUAUAUAUCGAUAUUAGAUGAUCCUGUUUAUAUGAAAGAGAUUGCUCGUUCACCGUCUGUUUCUGCUGAAGAUAGAUGA
Didymodactylos carnosus is the source of this 2376-nucleotide messenger RNA. NCBI's taxonomy places the organism in Eukaryota, Metazoa, Rotifera, Eurotatoria, Philodinida, Philodinidae. The record is from the annotation of a GenBank genome assembly.